Messenger RNA from Chironomus riparius, 936 nucleotides. The record is from the annotation of a GenBank genome assembly. NCBI's taxonomy places the organism in Eukaryota, Metazoa, Arthropoda, Insecta, Diptera, Chironomidae.
GAAUUUCUUAUGGUCCACAUUUGAAAAAUUAGCUGCAGAAUGGAUUUUCGUGAAAAAUCAGAAAUUACCAGAAAACGAUCGUUGAGCGUCGAUAAUGAGUAUUCAUUGAUUAUUCGAAAGAUUAGGGGAAUUCUAAGGCAUUUAAAACAUGAUAGUGAUAUUUUUACAUACAAGGAAAUUCGUGUUAUUCGCCAGGAACUAUGGAAGAUUAAGAAGAAUUAUAAAAAGUUUCUCGAUCAAACUGAUCUGGAAAAUAUUACUGACAUAGAAAAUAUUUUAAAGAAAUUAAAGACCUCACAUCCUCAUUUAUGCUGUAAGGAAAGCUUCCUGUCCUUUGUUAAGAGCACACAAAGUGAGAGCACAAAAGAUGACGUGAAUGAUAAGCAACCAACUGUUAAAAAAGGUUCAGGUCAUUUAAAUAACAUUAAGAUUCCGCAACUUACUGUUGUAAAACCGAGCGUAUGUGACGAGUCAAAAAGCGCAACAUCAAUGGUUAUGGACGAAACGCUAAUGAGCGCCAACAACAAGAAACGUAAAGCCCCCAUUCUGAGCGAACAAGAAGAUACAAAAGCAAAAAAACCACUUGUUGCAUCAGAGCAAAUAAGAUCUGCUGAGGGAUUUGAUGAAAAUAAGUUGAGUAAGAUGCAAAAGUUGUAUCUACAAGCAUUAGAAUUGAUGGAAGCAAUUGACAAGCAUGAAGCUGAAAAGGCUGCAACAGAACCAAAAUAUCCCUAUCCCAUGUUUCCUUAAAUAACUCUAUUAAAAGACAAUCAUUAAACUAUAAGUAAGUCUCUCUAUUCCACGAAUCUAAUAUAUAAAAGCCCAAUUCACUGAUUCACUGACUCUGGAACGGAAGCCGUGUGAAAACAUUUGUGAAUCUGAGUGAAGACAAAAAUUUAUGGAGUGUUGACAAGGUGGUUGUCAGGUGGGUGUGGG